Mesorhabditis belari is the source of this 507-nucleotide messenger RNA. The record is from the annotation of a GenBank genome assembly. Lineage: Eukaryota; Metazoa; Nematoda; Chromadorea; Rhabditida; Rhabditidae.
AUGGACAACUUCUUGAAAUCGCUCGACCAUUUAACGGAAACGGUUAGUGCUAGUGCAUGUCGCCCGCAUGAGCUCCGUCAUCUCGCGAAAAACAAUGAUACUUCACUGAACCGAGAAGCCGCCGAGGAUAUUUCAAAGAGGCAUUUGAAGGCUUUUCUCGAACGGGUUGAUGAAGAAGUGCGUGAACUUUGUCGCCAUCAGGAGUUGGAAAAGCGAUUUGACGACUUGGAACGUCUGGAUGAGAAAUGUGCAGCCAAAUACGGAAGAGAUUCCAAAGGAUAUCGCCCAGUUGGGGAUCCCAAUGUCGACACGGACGGCUUAUUAAGCAAGACCAAGAUUGAGUACAAGAAGAACCUGGAGAAGUAUAUUGUGGAACUUGAUGAACAAAUUCAGGAUAACUCUCAAGUGCUUGAUAAUAAUUCGAUGGUGAUGAAGAAACUUUACGAGGCUGUGCGGGAACAUUAUUCAACGAAUGAUUCUCUGAUGAGCACUAAGCUAGACGCCGAA